AUGAAGUUGACCCUUCCGUUCCUUUUCAUACUAAGUGUUACAUUGCUCGACAAUGUAAUUAAGUGUGACGAGGAGGUGACCAUUCCUGACCCCCCGCAAUCGCAAGAUGAAAACCCCGAGAGCAAGGAUAACCCGCCGGGUAACUCGGACCCCCCCCCUCACAAAGGCGCUGGCGCAGUGGAGCAAGCGGUAGACAAGUCAGCAGAUAAGCCAGUAGAUAAGCCAGCAGAUAAGCCAGCAGAUAAGCCAGCAGAUAAGCCAGCAGAUAAGCCAGCAGAUAAGCCAGCAGAUAAGCCAGCAGAUAAGCCAGCAGAUAAGCCAGCAGAUAAGCCAGCAGAUGAGCCAGCAGAUAAGCCAGCAGAUAAGCCAGCAGAUGAGCCAGCAGACCAACCAACAGAUGAACCAACAGAUGAGCCAGCAGAUAAGCCAGCAGAUAAGCCAGCAGAUGAGCCAGCAGAUAAGCCAGCAGAUAAGCCAGCGGAUCAACCAACAGAUCAACCAACAGAUAAGCCAGCAGAUAAGCCAGCGGAUCAACCAACAGAUCAACCAACAGAUCAAGCGCUCACUCAGCCAGCAGACCAACCAGCAGACCAACCAACAGAACAACCAACAGAACAACCAACAGAACAACCAGCAGACCAACCAACAGACCAACCAACAGAACAACCAGCAGAACAACCAACAGAACAACCAGCAGACCAACCAACAGACCAACCAACAGAACAACCGCUCACCCAGCCGAACGUGGAGGCAUCAGACAGAGCUACAGCAGCUGCGUUGAAAAACCCGAACGAAAUAGAAGCCCAGUGCGCGCAGCUUAAAGACCAAGACGGGGUGAAAAUCACGGGGCUCUGCAGGGCGAAGUUUCAGGUGUUCCUUGUCCCGCACGUAACCAUAAAUGUAGAAACAGAGACGAACACAAUUUAUAUAGGAAAAAAACUUGACGAUGUUGUAAUCACGAAGAAGCAGAACAAGGUGGUUAGCAGCAAGUCGUCCCCGUUGUUACAGUUUGAGGAGAAUGCGGAUUCCCUCCUCAACCAAUGCGCAGAGGGGAAGACGUUUAAAUUUGUGGUGAUCGUUAAGGGGGAAGAGCUCAUCCUCAAGUGGAAGGUCUACGAAAAGGAGCCUUCAGCAACGGACAACAACAAAGUCGACGUGAGGACAUUCCUCUUGAAGAAUACAGAUCGACCAAUCACCGCCAUACAGGUGCACACGGCAAAAGGAAACGAAGAGUCCUUCCUUUUAGAAAGCAAGUCAUACUUUUUAAUAGAUGAUAUGCCAGCCAAAUGUGGCCUAAUAGCUACGAACUGUUUCCUCAGUGGCAGUUUAGACAUCGAAGGAUGUUACAAGUGCACCAUAUUGUCCGAAAACACUGAAUUGGACAGCCCCUGUUUUAGUUACCUCCCUCCUGAUGUUAAGCAUAACUAUGAACAGAUAAAAAGUAAGGCGCACCAGGUGGACCAGAAGGAGGUCCAAUUUGCAGUGUCUAUUGGGAAGAUCCUCCAAGGGGUGUACAAAAAAGGAGAAACUAAUUUAAACCAGUUGCUUACCUUCGACGAAGCAGAUGCAGCUUUGAAAGCGGAACUGCUAAAUUAUUGUGCCUCUAUGAAGGAGGUGGACUCCAGCGGAGUGUUGGAAAACUACGAGUUGGGAAGUGAAGAAGAAGUGUUUGCCAACCUAACGAAUAUUUUGAAGAAUCAUGCAGGAGAAACGAAGUCUACGUUACAAACCAAGUUGAAAAAUCCAGCCAUAUGCUUGAAAAAUGCAGACGAGUGGGUGAAGAGCAAAAAAGGGCUUCUACUUCCCAGCUUGUCUUAUACCCAUGUGGAGGCUACCCUCCCCGCGACUGCCCCAGAAAACGAAGAGAAAAAGGAAGACACACCCAAGGGAAGCGAGAAAAUACAAACGAACGGUUACGAUGGCGUUAUCGAUUUUGUGUCACGCGAAGAGACCAACAUGCAGUCCACUAGUUUUAUUGACAAUAUGUACUGCAACGUGGAGUACUGCAACAGGUGGAAGGAUCCAAGCAGUUGCAUGGCGAAGAUUGAGGCGGGGGAUCAGGGAGACUGCGCUACGUCUUGGCUCUUCGCCUCGAAGGUGCACCUGGAAACGAUCAAAUGCAUGAAGGGGCACGAUCAUAUUGCUAGUUCUGCUCUCUACGUGGCUAACUGUUCCAGUAAAGAAGCGAAGGACAAGUGUCAAGCGCCGUCGAAUCCGCUAGACUUUUUGAACACUCUAGAGGAGACCAAAUUUUUGCCAGCCGAGUCGGACCUCCCAUACUCUUACAAAGCGGUGAAUAACGUCUGUCCCGAGCCGAAGAAUCACUGGCAAAACCUUUGGGCCGAUGUGAAGCUCCUAGACAAGCAGUACCAACCCAACUCGGUGAGCACCAAGGGGUACACCGCCUACCAGAGUGACCACUUCAAGGGCAACAUGGACGCGUUUAUCAAGUUGGUAAAAUCAGAAGUGAUGAACAAGGGAUCUGUCAUCGCUUAUGUGAAGGCGGCAGGAGCACUCAGUUACGACCUGAAUGGGAAGAAGGUACUCUCUCUUUGUGGGGGUGAAACGCCCGACCUCGCUGUCAACAUAGUAGGUUAUGGUAACUACAUAAACGGGGAGGGAGUGAAAAAGUCCUACUGGCUUCUACGCAACAGCUGGGGAAAGCACUGGGGAGAAGACGGAAACUUCAAGGUGGACAUGGAUAGUCCUCCUGGAUGUCAGCACAACUUCAUCCACACCGCUGCUGUCUUCAACGUGGACCUUCCCCUGUUGGAGAACUCCGAGAAAAAGAGACCAAUGUUGUACAAUUAUUAUAUGAAAAGCUCGCCCGAUUUUUACAACCAUAUUUUAUAUAGAGGGGUCCAAACAGAGGAGCGGGAAAUUGGGAUAAGUGGAGAAGACAAGACGAGCAGUUUUGUUGUUUCUGGACAGAACUCUGGAGGAGAUACGUUGGACGGUGCGGAGCAAUCCUCUGUUGUGGUAGAGGGAAAGGAAAAGCCCGCUGAGGGAGGGGACGAGUCCACACAGGAAGUUGAGUCGCCACCCAAGGCAGGAACAGACGAAUCAAAAGAAGCAGAUGAACAGGACGAAGAGGUGGAGGAGGAGGAACCGGAGGAGGAAGGGGACGGUGAACAGGAGGAAGAGAGGGAUGAUGAGUCCGAGGAGGAAGAGGAGGACGAGGAGCAAGAAGAGGGAGUUGCGGAACAAGAAGUGGGCGGAGCAGACGCAGAAGUGGGGGUUGCGGAACAAGAAGUGGGCGGAGCAGAAGCAGAAGAGGGCGGAGCAGAAGCAGAAGAGGGCGAAGCAGAAGUGGGCGAAGCAGAAGUGGGCGGAGCAGAAGCAGAAGUGGGCAGAGCAGAACCAGAAGAGGGAGACUCCGAAGCUGCGAAGAAAGGCGUGGAAGAACCACAAACCGUAGCGUCGCCUAGCGCGUCUGUCAACUCAACGCCCCCCUCUACAGAACCUGCGCCAAAGCAUAACACCUCGCUCAUUAAAGUUAAACAGAUAAUGGAAGUGGUUCAUAUUAUAAAACACAUAAAAAAUGGAAAGGUGAGGUUCGGCAUAACAACAUACGAAGAUGACAUGGGCAUUGCAAACAAGCACGAUUGUUCGAGGUCUUAUUCGCAGGACCCAGAGAAGCUAGCCGAGUGCAUACAGUUCUGUCAUGACGAAUGGAAUAACUGCAAAGGUGAGCCCUCCCCAGGGUACUGUCUCAAUAAACUGAGAAGAAAAAACGACUGCUUUUUCUGUUUCGUGUAA
Plasmodium cynomolgi strain B is the source of this 3759-nucleotide messenger RNA. Its product is annotated as serine-repeat antigen. Gene Ontology annotation, biological process: proteolysis. Gene Ontology annotation, molecular function: cysteine-type peptidase activity. The transcript is spliced from 3 exons. NCBI's taxonomy places the organism in Eukaryota, Apicomplexa, Aconoidasida, Haemosporida, Plasmodiidae. The coding region runs from base 1 to 3759 and encodes 1252 amino acids. The record is from RefSeq and is a predicted model, not a curated record.